AGCGCUCGCUUCCGCUGCGUCCGGAGCGGGCCAGGCCCUGUGCGCUGGUCGGGCGCGGCUAUGCGGGGCCCGUCGUGCUGUGGGAGAGCCCUGCGCGUGGGUCCGGAGCGGUGCGGCUUGGGUGCGGUCAGCGCCACGACCGAGGGCGGGAGCACGGCCAGCUGCCUGGACCGGCGCUUGGGCCUCCGAGGCUCCGCGUCCCCAGCCGACCCAGGAUGCGACCCCUUCUCCCGCCGCGCGGACCACCGUUCUUGGUCCAGGCUUCCAGCCCCUGUCCCUCUCCGAGAGCGCGCUCUGAGAGGUCCGACCCGCAGCUGCUGGCCCAGUUCUAUUAUGCUGACGAGGAGCUGAACCAGGUGGCCGCGGAGCUGGACAGCCUGGACGGGCGGAAGGACCCGCAGCGCUGCACGCUGCUCGUCAGCCAGUUCCGCUCCUGCCAGGACAACGUGUUGAACAUCAUCAACCAGAUCAUGGAUGAGUGCAUCCCACAGGACCGCGCCCCCCGGGACUUCUGCGUUAAGUUCCCCGAGGAGAUCCGGCACGACAACCUGGGCGGCCAGCUGUGGUUCGGGGCUGAGUGCCUGGCUGCCGGCUCCAUCAUCAUGAACCGGGAGCUGGAGAGCAUGGCCAUGCGGCCACUGGCCAAGGAGCUGACUCGCAGCCUGGAGGAUGUGCGGGGUGCCCUCCGAGACCAGGCGCUGCGUGACCUCAGCACCUACACAGAGAAGAUGCGGGAGGCACUGAGGCGCUUCGACGUCCUGUUCGCCGAGUUUGAGCUCAGCUAUGUCUCGGCCAUGGUGCCCGUGAAGUCCCCCAGGGAGUACUACGUGCAGCAGGAGGUCAUCGUGCUGUUCUGCGAGACCGUGGAGAGGGCUCUGGACUGCGGGUACCUCACCCAGGACAUGAUUGACGACUACGAGCCAGCACUCAUGUUCACCAUCCCCCGGCUUGCCAUCGUGUGUGGCCUUGUGGUCUACGCAGAUGGACCCCUGAACCUGGAGCGCAAGGUGGAGGACAUGUCUGAGCUUUUCCGGCCCUUCCACACAUUGCUUCGGAAAAUCAGGGAUCUGCUGCAGGCGCUGACCGAGGAGGAGCUGCACACGCUGGAGCGGAGCCUGUGCGUCUCCCAGGAUGUGGAGCUCCCCAUCCGCACCGAUGCCCAGGUGCCCUCUGCCCUGGCACCCACCUUUCCCACACCACUGCCCCCCAAGGAACCGCUGUCUGCCAAGGCCACAGAUCCAGAGGCAGAGCUGGCCUGCUCCAUGCAGUACGAUGACCAGGAGCUGGAGGAGCUCAGCCGCAUGGUGCACAGGGCCGGGGAUGAGAUGUCCUCUCUGCUCUCACCGCCCAGUGCCUGUCAGUCCCCUGCGCACAGGCCAGAGGCUGAGGGCAGGCCCCACGGGGAGCCCUCUCCGGGCAGAUCGCAGCCGAAGUUGGGUGGUGACGAGGAGGAACGGGUGUUCUUCAUGGAGGAUGUGGAGGCAGCGGAGGCACCCACUCGGGCCGAGUCCCCUGGCAGCCCCUUGGGGUGGGCAAGUGGUGCCCAGGAGAGAGGGUCGAACGGGCAGCACAUCGAGGUGGAGGUCAGCAGGGCGAAGGAGGAGGACCGGAGCAACAACAACACGGAGGACGGCCAGGUUCAGGCGCCUGGAGCCCUGGGCUCCACCUGCAGCUGCCUGGACUCGCAGCUGUACCUGGACGGCUGGGAGGUGAGCUCGGAUGAUGCGGAGACGGCGGAGAUGAUUGCCCACCGGACAGGGGGCAUGAAGCUCUCAGCCACCGUCAUCUUCAACCCCAAGUCAGCCGCCUCCCCAGACUCUGCUGCAGCCACACAGGAGGCCCCAGGCCCUGGUGUUUCCCCCCCAGAACCCAGGGCUGAGGAGCCGGGGCAGGGCUCCCACAACUGCCUGCUGCACUCCUGUGUGUGCUGCGGAAGCUGCAGGGACGGCAAGGAGGAUGCCAUGGAGCGGCUGCGGGAGAAGUGCAGCCCCGGAGGGGUCAUCAGCGCCUCCCACCCCGCUGCGGGUUUGGCCAAAGCCAGCGACAAGGCCAAGGCUGCCCUGCCCACAGACGGUGCCCCUCCAUCCAGCAAGUGCCUGGCGUCCACCUCAGGGGCCCAGCGGCACACAGCAGGCGGGACCCAGGGAGAAGGUGAGGCCCCAUACCAGCAGGAGGAGCCUGUGGCCCAAGAGCGGAACCUGGGGAAGCCCAUCUCAGCCAGGGGCGACAGCCUGCAAAGAGAUGCCACUCAGGAGGAGCCACUGCUGCCCUUGGGCUCUAGUGGCUCCAUGUUGGUUUCCUGCAUCACAGACAAGACCGGGCUGGAGGUGGCCCCUGCAGCCACGCCUGUCAACCCCACGGUCACACGAGAGAAGAUCCGCUCCAGGUUCCACGGCAGCCACGACCUGAUCCACCGGCUGUUUGUCUGCAUCUCAGGGGUGGCUGACCAGCUGCAGACGAACUAUGCAAGUGACCUGAGGAGUAUUCUCAAAACACUGUUUGAAGUCAUGGCCACCAAGCCAGAAACGGAUGACGAGGAGAAGCUAAAGAAGGUCACCCAGAGCCUGCGGAGUGCAGCCUUGGAGGACUGUGCACUGUGCCAGGAAACCCUGUCGUCCUCUGAACUUGCGGCCAAGACCCGUGACGGAGACUUCGAAGAUCUUCUGCUCUCGCUGCUCCUCUCACUCGGCACCACUGCCCCGCUAUGGACAGGUGAAGCCGGUGCGCGUGUGCACGCACUGCUACAUGUUCCAUGUCACGCCCUUCUACAGCGACAAGGCGGGCAUGUGACACAUGGCCCUGUGCCCUGGACCCGCCAGGGCUGCUGGGAAGGAGGCGAUGCCCUGCAGGGGGGCCUGCCGCAUCUCAUCAAGCCGCAGCCUUGCCCUCCGUCCUGGCUCCCACCUUGGGGGACCCCAGACCAGGCAUGGGGUGGACAGAAGUCAGCCUCGCUGGCCCCAGGGCCUGGUAGCUCUGCCCAGGCAGGGCGCCUGGCUGAGCAGGGCUGGGCUCUGCUGUGUGUGCCAGGGCGGGAGAGCAGCCACUCUGCAGCCUUGUCUGUGGCGGAGAAUCUGCAGGGACUCUGCAGCCCAGUGCCAUGGCUCCCUGUGUGCUUCCCGCCCUACACACUCCCCAGUGCCCACUGCCCACCUCAGGACCCUGCUUCAAAAUGCGUGGCUCAUUUUUUCCGGGAGAGGAAUGCAGGAAGUGGACCCAGUGGUCCCCAGGGCAAGUGGACAUGCCCUGGGCAUCCGCAUCCGCAUGCCAGGCGCAGACUCACGGUCACACGUUUCCCGGGCUCCCGGGCCCUGGGCUCCUGGGCCUGCUUGGCUGGCACGACCCCUUCCCUGGGCCCAGGGGCAGCUGGGGUCCAGGCUGGCCCCAGAGGGACCCUGGUCCAGACACCUCCUCAGGCUUUAAUCUCAGGCUUCAUGUUGCAAUGAUGAUUGCAGUUUUAUUUUUAGAGAGAUGACACACCUAUUGCUUCUUUUAUAGAACAAAAUCAAAUACUGUCUAGUGGCAGAACACAUGUACACAGAAAUGGCUUCUGUGGGGGAGAGUGUGUAACGGAGGAAAUAUUAUGUAUUGAGAUUAUUUUAUUUUCUAAAUGCUAUAAUUCAGAGUCAUUUCCAUAAAUCUGUUUAAGGAUUGCA
Molecule: messenger RNA, 3653 nt
Organism: Heterocephalus glaber (naked mole-rat)
Lineage: Eukaryota; Metazoa; Chordata; Mammalia; Rodentia; Bathyergidae
Gene: Zfyve28
Product: zinc finger FYVE-type containing 28
Biological process (GO): negative regulation of epidermal growth factor-activated receptor activity
Cellular component (GO): early endosome membrane
Molecular function (GO): metal ion binding
Source: RefSeq, a predicted model, not a curated record